Paramecium tetraurelia is the source of this 693-nucleotide messenger RNA. RefSeq lists its product as uncharacterized. Lineage: Eukaryota; Ciliophora; Oligohymenophorea; Peniculida; Parameciidae. The record is from RefSeq and is a predicted model, not a curated record. The transcript has 4 exons.
AUGAUUAACAUAUAACCAAGGACAAGACAAGAAAGAGAAGCGUUGCGAGAUAAGGAUAGAAUAGAGAAGAGCAGGAUCGAUUUGAGAGUUGGAUUCGAGGCUAGAGGAUUGGGAGUUGGAACAUUGAUUCAUCAGGCACCUCCCUAGUCUACCUUAUAUGUUCCAGGUAUGAAUAGACUAAUUCUAGAAAAUGAGAGAUUUGAUAAAGAUUUUGCAGUAGCAGACAAAAAACAAAGGGAACACGAAGUUUGGUAAAGAGAAAAGAUCAUUGAAAGAAAGAGAUGGGAGGGAUUGGAUAGAGAAACUAAAAAAUGGGAUUAUUAAGAAAAAGUGGAAACCAAAGAUUAAGUGAAACUCAUGAGCCACACUCAAUAAUUAACUCAAGGAAAAAGGAAUUCAAAUGGACUCGCUUAUAAUCCAAUUACUUUAAAAUAUGAUAACAGUGAAUAAGGCAAUAUCUUGAGACAAUUUGACGAGAAAGCAAAAGUGAGAUAAUUUGUAAGAGCCCAUAAUUUAGAUACAAGAGGGAAUACUGGUUUUAAUAUAUUAACAGGAGAAUAAAGGGGAGGAGUAGAUCAAAUUGUACCUAAUCAUCUGCGAACUAAUUAUUAAUAGAGACUUAGAGAGGCAGAUGACUAACAAAACAUAAAACACUAUGCUAUUUAAUAAUAGUUAUUGAAUUAAUAUGAAUGA